AUGCGACAAGGCAGUCCGGCCCCCUGGUCGAAGCCAUUGAUUGACACUCCUAAGCCACGCAUCGAGGGUAAGGUGGAAAUCCGCCCCUGCGCCGGUAUCACAGCCCCCGUCAACGUCUCACUCGUCACCAUCUCUCUCCUCCGUCGCGAAACCAUCCAUCCCUCGGCCGACUCCGUUGCAAAGAAACGCUUGGCACCGCCGCGCAAAGAGAUCACGGACAUCGUGGGCAAGGAGAUGCUCCUGUUUCGAUGCCCAGCGGGAAGGGAAUACGAAGAGGUGAUCUCCAUGGACUUGCCUUUUGUCCUCUUCAUCCCAUUUGGCCGUGGGGGCCGCGAUGCCUCCCGCCGUGUUCCUCCCGCCAGUGUGCAGCUUCAAAGUCGGACCGCUGAGACAUACUACGAAAUGGUGGUGAUGGUACAGCAGGGCCAGCAAGAACAGCGCAAAUACACCUUUCCCGUCCCCAUUGCGCGGUACGACACACUAUCCACUUUCGGCAUGUACAAUCGUCCCGAGUCCGCGGAACGGGUAUCAGAUCAUUUAGUCACCUUGGCCAUUUCGGUCCCACGGUGGUCUUACGGGCCCCUCGAUCCCGUCAGUGUCUAUGUGAAGCUAUCCCCGAACGAGAGCUGGAUGGGCAAGGCGCGAAAAGUCACCAUUAGCAAAAUCACCAUCGGCAUCGACGAGGAGAUCAUCUUCAACCACGAAGGCGACGAGCCCCAGCGCAAAGUGAAAGUCCUGGCCAAGAAGACAGAAAUCAUUGGCGUGAAACUUCCACAAUCUGGCUAUCUCACAAAUCUUGGAUUAGUAUUCCCCGCCAAGGAUCUGCGUGAUGCCGAGGGCAUCUUGCCUAGGAACCGAGCAGCAUUCCCCACAUACGGCGUGAGCGGCUUCACCACCACAGCCAGUCUAUAUAAAAUCGAGUACUACCUUACGGUCCGAGCCCACCUAACCUCCGCCAGAGACAUCACUAUACGUCAACCAAUAGUGGUCUGUCCACUCGACCACGCCGGCUGCAAAGAAGAAAUGGAGGCCAUCGAACAAGCCGCCCGGGAUGCUGCCCACAUCAAUCCCGACAACCCAAUGCUACCUCUUCCCGCAAUAGUGCGACCCAACGACCUCAACGCCCUGAGCCACCUGGGCUGUGCAAUCGUCGGUAACCAGAAGAAACCGCUGAUCGAUUGA
Penicillium olsonii is the source of this 1182-nucleotide messenger RNA. The record is from the annotation of a GenBank genome assembly. Lineage: Eukaryota; Fungi; Ascomycota; Eurotiomycetes; Eurotiales; Aspergillaceae.